AUGAGGAGAGGUAGCCGAUUCCUGAUCAUCGACCCCUGGGACAAUGAGAGUGUUUUCACCUAUUACUCAGAGUUUGAAGAACACUGGGCAGGUCAAACCUACGUAGAGGUCAUCGUCUUGGUUCUUAUAUUCUUGGUGGGCUUCGUUAGCAACCUGCUGCAUUCCCUUCAUCAUCGCCCACCGAUCACCGUUCACUGGGCGUUGGGCGGCGUGCUCUGUAAGAUGCUUUCCUUCCUCCAGUUCGUCAGCGCUUCCGCCUCCAUCCUCACCAUGAUGAUGAUCAGCAUUGAUCGUUACAUCGUCAUCUGCAAGCAGAGCUGCUCUCGGCCGAUCGGGAUCAAGUUCACCCCUGUGGUGUCUGGGGUUGUCGUCGUCAUAGUGUGGUUUGUCGCGACGGAACGCCACAUCGACUACCUGGACAAGACUUACGUGUUCUGCGCCAUACUCUGGCCUGAAGGUUUCAGCGGAGGCUGGUUCUUGGUCGCCAUGGGCGCUUUCCUAUUUGUACUGCCCGUGACCGUUAUAUCUAUAAUGUACUUGCAAAUUUUGCUUUUUGUCCGAAAGACUUCGCAGAAGUUCGCUCUCCAGCCUAUACAUCAGAGCACUCAGGUACAGUUGAAACUGGUGAAAAUGUUUGUGACGGUGUUGGUGCUAUUCGUAGUCAUGUGGUUGCCGUUCUUCAUCGUGUCUUUCCUGAUCCUCUAUACGGAGCUCGUGACGUCCACUCACUUCACCACUACAGUCAUCAUGGCUCACCUCAGCCCCUGUAUUAACCCCGUGCUCUACGGCUACUUCAACGAGAGCUACAGACAAGGGUUCAGAAAGCUGUUCGCUAAGGACAAGCGAAUGAGCAUGCGAAUCGAUCAUAAUUCUACCGUUGUGAACGCCUUGGUGUCCGUGCGAUGAUGUGACGACCGGUUACGUCAGAGAGUGACGUCAGAGGGGACGUGACGUAUUGGUAUCGGUAAUAGAGAGCUCUUAAUUUUAAGCGUCCACACGGUCAGUACUGCUCUCACUGACUAGAAACAUCACUGGCGUGGAUUCACAAGAGUGUAGUGUUACAUUCCCACGCUAGACUCUGGACCACCUGGAAUAGCCAUUCCUAUCUAUCAAACACUACACAUUGCCGUGCUUGCUUGUAGGUCUUGAUAUCAUGCCACGCAUGCGUACGCUGAUGGGUUUAUAACUAUUCAUGGCUGAUGCAGAAUUUUAAUAUACAUGUACACACGAGGAUAAGUUGUCACAAAUCUAUUGACCAUUCCCUGCUUUGUAUAGGACAAACGUAAAAGACCAGACUAGGGGGCCAAAUCAGCAUGACCUUAAAUUCUGUACGUGUAUAACUGGGAAUGUGAUGGUGUGAGGCAACAAAGAAUCCCAGAUAUUCUAAUUACGACGAACGGUUGGCGUCCAGAAAACGACACUUGUUCCGAGACGCACGCUUUGUACAUGGAAUGCCUUUUUUGGAAGGCUUCGCUUUGGAUUGGAAUCUUCCUGUACUCGCAACAGUUACAUGCCAUUGUAUACAUUUUCCGAAAUGAACUGUGCCAUACUUGAUGUAUGUGGGGGCAAAGCUUUUUGUAUUGUUAUUGUUAUCCCAUGUACAUACAUGGGAUGCAAGCACGCUUUGCAUUUUUAUUGUGGUUACAUGAACAGGUGUUAAUAUUUGUUAUUUAAGUGCUUUUUCGAAGAACUGACUUGUUGCUUCAGGAGUAAUAAAAGUUACAUUGGGACAAAAGACGACUAGGCGUGUGAUGGACUUUUCUACUCACUUUUGCAUUUGAGUCGUGAACCAUUGAGUCAAGAUCUCUCUGAAUUAUAUUUGGUUUCACAGAGCGACCUUAGACUUGAUUGAGAAUGUUAAAACUGAAAGAACCCUUAUGAAUGGGAAUGACAUGAGAGGCGCGAUAACUUGCGAUAAAUGAGAAUUAACUUGCAAUUAAACCUAUGUAAGUGUAAUUAAAACUCUUUACGGAAAAAAAGGCGGGUUCGAAAAAGGAUUGAAUAUUUCCUAACUAGAAUGUGACGCAAAUGUGAU
This is a messenger RNA of Liolophura sinensis, 2035 nucleotides long. RefSeq names its product allatostatin-A receptor-like. The record is from RefSeq and is a predicted model, not a curated record. NCBI's taxonomy places the organism in Eukaryota, Metazoa, Mollusca, Polyplacophora, Chitonida, Chitonidae. Gene Ontology annotation, molecular function: neuropeptide Y receptor activity; peptide binding. Gene Ontology annotation, biological process: G protein-coupled receptor signaling pathway; cellular response to hormone stimulus. Gene Ontology annotation, cellular component: plasma membrane.